CCUUAGCUUUAUAAACAGCAGAAUUCUUCAGAGAAACCUCAUAGUUCAGUGGGAAUCCAGAGCUCCAGCAGUCUGAACUCAUCCUGGUGUGGAUCGUGAAAAUGUUCUGCUUUGUUUUGCUGGUUUUCUCUUUGUUUCAGCUCACACCAGCUUUACCCGUCUAUCAGAAACAUCUGCUGUCCUGCUGCGAGUCUGCAGAUCUCGUGAACAACUGUCUUAACACCAUUAAAGAGUCUGAGACGGAAGCUGAUGCUGAAAUGGCCACAGGAGAUUUAGAGCCGACACAUUUCCCAGCUCGCCGGGCAGCUAAAGUAGCCCUACAUUACAUCAACACACAACACGGCUCACCCUUCAAAGUGUUUGGACUACAGACGGUGCACAAAGCCAGAGCGGAGGCUGUAGAAACAGGAGGCAGGAAAUAUAACCUGGACUUCUCUGUGAUCAACUGGGCCAAUGAGGGUUCAGGUUUGUUGAGUUGUACAGCCGAGGUCUUUUUUCCUCAGAAUGGUCCACCUGAGGUUCAGUAUAACUGUGACGGACUACAGAAGGUCAACUUUACGUCUGAAGAAACAGAUUUCUUACAGAAAUACAGAGAGCCUGAGAGCCCGCUCACGGCACAAUACAUACCAGGCAUCUACGGUAACAUGACUGAUGAAAUGAAGCCGUUUUGGCAUUUGGCUCGUGUGGCUGCGUCCUUCAUCAUGCUGAGAGAAUCCAGUGAGAAGACAGAGCUUAAUAUGGCACAGGUGGCAAACAUUACACAACAGGUGACGCAUGAGAACGAGUUGAAGUUGAACUAUUAUGUUCUUCUUCAUGACAUGCCCUCACAGGAGAUCAUUCAUUGGAAGCUGUUGAUGUCUUGGUCUCCAGAUGGGGGCGUACGAGUGCUGAACAGUGAAUGGCAGCCGAAAUGCCCUCACGAUGUCCCACCCAACGAUAACAAUACUGAACCUGUGUCAAACUAAGCUCACAGUACAUACAGUGAUCUGAUCAUGAUGACUAAAUAAAGUCUAAAAUCUUACUGUUGACUCACAGGUGUCUGCAGUCUGUAUGCACACGACACGUAUAACUAUUGUGUUAUUCUAUUAUUAAUCCAUUAAAAUAAUCAUUAAUAACACGUGUACACUUCCAAUGUACAAAUAAAUCUAAACUAAUGCACUAUGAAUGUAAAUGUGCUUAUAUUGUGUGAGACUUACGUCACAGCAUUGGUCACAGUCUCUCUGAAAGCGACCUUUGGUUUUCCCAUCACACAUGGACAGUUAUAUUCUCUCUCCAUCCUCUAUAACACACACACAACAACAGCAAAACAUCAUUUACUUUCAUUCGUGUUAAUUUGUCUUAACCAGCUGUAACAGUCACAUGUUGUCAGUCUUAGUUGAACGCACAGCCUUGCAAAGCAUAGUUUAUUUCACUUGUAUUAUAUUACUUGAAUUAUGAAAAACUACAUAAGAGUUAAAUUACAAAAAAGACUAAGUGAUAAUAUUCUGAAAACAUUGUGUAAUCUAUCCAUUUUGUAAUUUCCUGUUUUUGUAUUUUUUGUAGGGCUGUUAAAAGAUUUAUCGCAUACAAAAUAAAAGUGUGUGUUUGCAUAAUUUA
Molecule: messenger RNA, 1596 nt
Organism: Paramisgurnus dabryanus
Lineage: Eukaryota; Metazoa; Chordata; Actinopteri; Cypriniformes; Cobitidae
Gene: lxn
Product: latexin
Molecular function (GO): metalloendopeptidase inhibitor activity
Source: RefSeq, a predicted model, not a curated record